AUAAAUCGAAAACGUUAAGUAUCACGGAAAAACAGCUCUUGAUAGGUAACUAGCAUAUAAACUCUUUUCUAAUGAAAAUUCGAAUAAGUGUGGCCACAUUUGUGCAAACCCGUACAUUAUCCGAAAUCAAUUCGCCGAAAAUUGGUUGACAGUUAAUGUCAAAAUUUUGUGCAUCAAACACACCGCUGAAUCGAAUCACCGUUGAAUCUAAUAGCACCGACUCAAUUCGAAACAUCUCUGUUCCCGUGUAAAGUAUUCGAAGAAAAACUGUUUGGUUAAUUUGAUUUAAUUCGACAAUGUCAGCGCAAAUUGUUUUUCAUGAAAUUAAAGGAAAUUUGUUCGAGGCACCGGCAGAUUUCGCAUUGGCUCACUGUGUCACAACCAACAUGUCGAUGGCGGCUGGAAUUGCUCGAGAAUUCAAAUCACGAUUUGGUCGAGUACAAGAAUUGAAAGAUCAGAAAGUCACCGUUGGUGGAGUGGCUGUCAUAAAACAUGAAACACGAUACAUUUACUAUUUGGUUACAAAAGACAAUGCAUACAAAAAGCCAACUUACGAUGACUUGAAAUCAUCGCUUGUGGCAAUGAAGAAUCACAUGGUUACAAAUCAAGUAGCAAAAUUGGCUAUUCCACAAAUUGGUUGCGGCAUUGAUAAACUCGAAUGGGCUAAGGUGAAACAAAUACUGCAUGACGUGUUUGAAGGCGAAACCGUGGAGGUAACUGUUUACAGCCUCUAAGAAAUGUAACUCCGUUCCUGCUCACCUGUUACAUACAUUACCGUUUUUUUUUUCAUCAAAUAAAUUAAUACAUUUGUUUUUCAAAAAA
Messenger RNA from Sitodiplosis mosellana (orange wheat blossom midge), 822 nucleotides. RefSeq names its product ADP-ribose glycohydrolase OARD1-like. Lineage: Eukaryota; Metazoa; Arthropoda; Insecta; Diptera; Cecidomyiidae. The transcript is spliced from 3 exons. The record is from RefSeq and is a predicted model, not a curated record. Bases 297 to 734 code for a protein of 145 amino acids. Gene Ontology annotation, biological process: peptidyl-glutamate ADP-deribosylation.